Hyaena hyaena (striped hyena) is the source of this 2611-nucleotide messenger RNA. RefSeq names its product WD repeat domain 73 (gene WDR73). Gene Ontology annotation, biological process: cytoplasmic microtubule organization. NCBI's taxonomy places the organism in Eukaryota, Metazoa, Chordata, Mammalia, Carnivora, Hyaenidae. Gene Ontology annotation, molecular function: protein binding. Gene Ontology annotation, cellular component: cytosol; spindle pole. The record is from RefSeq and is a predicted model, not a curated record. The coding region runs from base 13 to 1131 and encodes 372 amino acids. The transcript is spliced from 13 exons.
AGCAGCGUUGCCAUGGAUCCCGCGGAGGACUGGCUGGUGGAAUCCUUGCGCUUGUACCAAGAUUUCCAUGCAUUCGACCUCUCGGGAGCCACACGAGUCCUUGAAUGGAUUGGUGACAAAGGAGUCUGUGUUGCUGGCUAUGAAAGCCGGAAGAAAAAUGAGAUUCUUCAUCUGAUACUACCUCUCAGACUUUCUGUCAAAGAAAACCAGGGCUUAUUCCCAGAAAGAGAUUUCAAGGUUUGCCACGGAGGAUUUUCGGACACGCCUGUCUUUGACCUGAAGCACGUGCCAGACACCAGGUUGCUGGUAACCAGUGGUCUUCCAGGCUGUAACCUGCAUGUGUGGCAGGUCACAGAGGACAGUGAUGUCAUUCGGGCUGUCAGCAGCAUUGCCGUGCAGGAGGCGGAGGAGGGUCUCUGGCCUAGGGUGGCCAUCUUCUCUUCGACGGCCCCGGGGGUACUGCACGGGGCGAGGCUCCGCAGUCUGAAGGUUGUGGAUCUGGAAUCCCAGAAGACCACGUACUCCUCAGGCAUCAGCGACAACGAGGAGCUGAGCAGCCUUCAGGUGCUGGAUGCAGACACCUUCGCCUUCUGCUGCGCCUCGGGCCGCCUGGGGCUCGUCGACAUCCGCCAGAAGUGGGCGCCGUCAGAGAACGUCAGCCCCGGGCCCGGGUCUGCUGGAGGGAGGUGGUGUGCUGAAGUUGCGUGCAGACGUGGGGGCCCCGGGCCCAGCAUCGCCAGCCUUGGCUCAGACGGGCAGCUGUGUCUCCUCGAUCCUCGGGAUCUCUGCCACCCCGUGAGCGCGGUGCGGUGCUCCGUGUCUGCACCUAGCCCCGACCCAGAGCUGCUGCAGGUGACUUGGGCACCAGGCCUGGACAACUGCCUGGCCGUCUCAGGUUUUGAUGGGACAGUCCAGGUCUAUGAUGCCACAUCUUGGGACAGAACGGGGGGCCAAGUAGAACCGCUCUUCACCCACAGGGGUCACAUCUUCCUAGAAGAUGGUCAGAGAGACACCGUGCCGCUGCUCACCACCCACACCUGGCACCCCCACAAGCCGAGGACUUUGUUAUCGGCAGCAAGUGACGCCUCUCUGCACGUGUGGGACUGGGUGGAGCGCUGUGCGGCCUGCUGACCCCCGCCUCUCCCUGCCCGGGCCUCGAAGAAGGGGAGCCGCUGGAGAGCCAAGGAGGAGCUGACCCCGUUCACCACAGAGCUAAACACACCUGUGGCUGAGGAGUGGGAGAAGCUGAAGACAGCAGCUGCAUGCAGAUCGGCACCAGCGUGAGCUGCAAAGGCACCUGCGCCGCCGCCCAAGCAUGAAAACAAAAUGGCAGCUGCUUCACUUCCUCCAAAUCUCAUCCCAAAAUGACUCUUGUGGCUCACUCUACCUGGAAACAUACAGGGAAGGGAACUCUGGGGGAUGUGGUUCUAUCUGACCGAGUCACCACAUUAUAAAGCCACCUCAAGUUUGGGGGUGCAGCUGGAGAAUUUGCAUUUCUAGUAGGUUCCCAGGCGAUGCUCCUGCCGCAUGUGUGUGAGCGACCCUGAGUCCCUGCAUGUCUGGCAGCACAUCUGUUGUGCAGGACUGUCUCAGCAAUCGCAUUAUGUCUGUGUGGCCCCCGCCACCAAAUGCCAGUUGAGCCACCAAUUUGUGGGACAGCUACAGCUCCUCACCUCCAGUUUCCAGAAUGUUCAUUUGGAAAUCUACAGUCCCCGGGAAGGAACUCCUGGGGUUCUCAGCAAUUCUAGGAAGAUGUCCCAGGGAAUCCCUAGAGGGACCCAAAGACAACUCAUCAUUCACAUUGACAUCAGCACAGGACCCACUCCAGCUCAGCUCUGGGCAAGGAGAGCUGAGACUCAGUAGCACGGAAGGGAGAGAAUGUUCAGGAACUGUGUUGGCCUCACAAAAAUUCAAGAUCUAAGAGAAAGACGAAGCAGCAAAAUGGAGAGAAGCAGAAAUACAGCAAGUGGCCCUGCAGCAAAGGUGGUUCCUCCAUCCAGGUUCUGGCUGCCGCCGUGCCUCCUGGGAGAUGUACACAGCCACACCGCUGAAUGUCACCAACUCCUGGGAAAACCUAACACCCUGUUCAAAAUGUGCUGCCUUGGGACAAAAUGCCUCUCCAUGUGGCCUUCGUCAGACAGCAGGUGACAAAAAAGACUUAGAAGGAACUAAAAAUACCUCUAGGCCCCAGGCGGGGCUCUAAUUCAUGACUGGAGAUCAAAAGUGGCGUGCUCCAACGACGAGCCAGCCGGGCGUCUCUGUGGGACGCAUUUUUAAAAUGCUGCCCUGAACAACCCACACAGUGUGAUUUCAGUGCUUGAUACUAUUUGUCAAAGUCAAGUCCAGGCUGUGCAACAAAAGUUUUUCCAUGUGUUCCUGAUUGCUCAUUCUGGGGAAACUGGCUGCCAUGUUGUGAGGAGAGGCCUAUGUGUGGGGAGGCAGCCUGUGUAUGUGUGAGCUUGGAUCGUCCGGCCCCAGUCAGGCCUUCAGAUUAUCUGCAGCCCCAGCCAGCACCUGGAUGCAGCCUCAUGAGAGACUCAAUUAGAGACACCCAGCCAAACUGCUUGGAUUCCUGAGCCAUAGAAACCAUAAUAAAUGCUGUUGUAACCCA